This is a messenger RNA of Cylicostephanus goldi, 456 nucleotides long. Lineage: Eukaryota; Metazoa; Nematoda; Chromadorea; Rhabditida; Strongylidae. The record is from the annotation of a GenBank genome assembly.
GCCCAAAAUAUAGUUCAAGACGACAAGGCUAAGGAAGGAGAACUUUACAGCAAGCAGCAUGAAGUAUCACGACGAUUACUAGAAAACCGUAUAUGGGAGGUUUUCUACUAUAUGCACAGAAAGAUGCAGGAACUGCCAAUCUCACAUUCCUCAGUAGUAAACCGUACCGAAGACCAGCUCAUUUCUCUUCUGGCUACAGCUGCAAACUUCUCAGAAAUAGAGGGAGCAGGCGCUUGGCGAAAGAAGUCCUUGCAAGCCGUAACAAAUACUAUACAACAGAAAAUUCGACGCAUGCAGAAUCCAGAAGACUGCCGGACAGCAAAAGCACUUGUUUGUAAUCUUGACAAGGAGUGCGGCUUUGGUUGUCAACUCCAUCAUGUAGCGUAUUGUUUUCUGACAGCUUUCGGCUCAGGAAGAAUGCUGGUGCUCAACAGGGAUGGUUCAGCAUGGAGGUAA